AGAUUAAACCGUGAUGUUGCUUUGUUCCGUUUGCCUAGAGACGAUGCAUUUGGCAGGGAUGUGGUGGUGCGUGUUCUACCUGAACGUGGCCUUCACCUGCGCAAUGAUGCGAGAGUACUACAUCGCAGCCAAGGAAAUAUACUGGGACUACGCACCGUCGGGGAGGAAUCUUAUCAAGAACAUCAGCAUUUCAGACGAUGAACAAGCCAUAUUGACUCUGCAAAGGGGGCCGGAGCGCAUUGGCCGGAUAUACAAGAAGGCGGUGUACAUCCAGUACACGGACGGCAGUUUCACGCAAGAAAUUCCCAAGGACCCGUGGCUGGGAUACCUGGGCCCCACCAUGAAGGCGGAGGUGCACGACGUCAUCGCGGUCUACUUCAAGAACCUCGCGUCGCGCCCGUACAGCAUGCACCCCCACGGCGUCUUCUACAGCAAAGCGUCAGAAGGCGCCAACUAUCCAGACGGGCAGGAGUUCGGCUCGAAGGGCGAGUUCGUGCUGCCCGGCCAGACGCACACCUACCACUGGGUGGUGAGGGACGAAACCUCGCCCGGGAGCGACGACCCCAACUGCUUCACGUGGAUCUACCACUCGCACGUCAAUGAGCCCAAGGAUGUCAACUCGGGCCUCAUCGGGGCCCUGCUCACCUGUCGCAAAGGAAUCCUACUUUUGGGAACCGCCGAACGCCAAGACGUGGGCGAGGACUUCAUCUUGAUGUUCACCAUCGUUGACGAGAACAACAGCUGGUACCUGGAGGACAACAUCCGAGAAACCAUUGCCGACCCGCGCAGUCUGGACCGGAGCGACCUGCACUUUCAGAGGAGCAACUUCAAGACGAGCAUCAACGGCUACAUGUACGGGAACCUGCCGGGCCUGAACAUGUGCAGCGAGGUCAACGUGUCGUGGCACAUCUUUGGGCUUGGCUCCGAGGUGGACAUUCACACGGCUCACUUCCGAGGGCAGGCGCUCACGAGCAAGCACCACCGCGUGGACACCGUAGGCCUCUUCCCCGCCACCUUUGUCACCGCCCUGAUGGUGCCCACCAACCCAGGCCGCUGGCUCCUCGCCUGCGAUGUCAAUGAGCACUUUGCAGGUGAGAGGGUUUUACUCACCGUCGCCAUUCACUGCCAGAUGCUGAGCCAGAGUCAAUAUUUAGCAUCGCUUGGAGAGCCUCGCGCUGCGUGGACAGGUGGCAUGCAGGCCGCCUUCAACGUCCUGGAGUGUCAGGGCUCGAACCAAAGCGUUUGGCACUCAGACGGGGAGGAGAGGACCUUCUUCAUCGCCGCUGAGGAAGUGGACUGGGACUACGGCCCAUCAGGCAUCAACAACGCGACGGGCGAGGAUCUGACCCAGCCUGGAAGCCAACUAAGCGGCCUGACCUCUGAGCCACCCCGUCCAUCUCCCCGCUCUUGUAUGUAUGCGCGUCAUUGCCAUUCGUCGUGUGGGAACUUUGUCCGUGACUGCUCUAGUGAUUCCGAGAAGUACUUCACGAAAGGGCCCAGCCGCAUUGGAGGCGUGUACAGGAAAAUCCUCUACACGGAGUACACGGACGCAAGCUUCACCGCCAGGAGGCAGCGAACGCCCAAGCAGAGGCACAUGGGGAUGCUAGGGCCCGUGCUGCGAGCAGAGGUCGGGGAUGAGCUCGUCGUCACGUUCAAGAACAUGGGCAGCCGGGGCUACAACAUCCAUCCACAUGGUGUAUUCGCGAGCAGCGAGCAUGUCGCCAAGGGGAAUUAUGGUGAGAUGGAUCCUUUAAAAGCUUGGGCAAUUUGUUGGCGCUGGGUUUCUGCUUGCUGCUUGUUGCCUUCCCCUCUUGUCCGUGGUUUCCCCACGCCGACCUGUACUUUAUUUUAUUUUACAGAGCUCCACAAGGUGGCAGCAGUGCCCGCGGGAGGCAUGCACACGUACCGCUGGGCGGUACCCCAGGGCGCCGGCCCCACCCAGGCGGAUGAGCCUUGCAUCACCUACCUGUACACCAGCUCGGUCGACCACGUACGGGAUGGCCACUCGGGCCUGGUCGGACCGCUGCUCAUCUGCCGCAACGGCUCCCUGGACCAGCACGGCGACCAGAGUGGCACGGACGAGGAGGUGUUCCUGCUCUUUGACGUCGUGAACGAGGGCCUGAGCUGGUACCUGCCGUGGAAUAAGCAGCGGAACAAUGUGACUGCACCCGACGAUGACUCCAGCUUCCGAGAGGCAAACCUCCGCCACAGUAAGCAAGGCGACGUAACAUUCGGGAACGAGGGAGCCCUGACCCAUUGUGCGUUGACGCGUGCCUCCCUGGAAGCCAUCAACGGGUUUAUGUUUGGGAACCUGCCUGGCCUGGAGGUGUGCGUGGGCAAGCGCGUCUCGUGGCACGUGCUGGCCGUGGGCUCUCAGGCUGACCUGCACACGGCCUACUUCACGGGACAGACGCUGCUCUUUGACCUCCGCCGUGUGGACACCAUCGCCCUCUUCCCUCACCUCUCCUACACUGCCCUCAUGCUCACCGACACCACAGGUGGAUUUGAAUUAAUGUGCCGGACAAAUGAGCACUUUAACGAAGGCAUGAGAGCCAAGUUUAGAGUAUCAGAAUGCGGGAUGCCACCUGGACCGGUGUUUGUUCCGCAAAGGGAGCGAACAUACUAUCUGGCAAUCCGUGAGGAGGUCUGGGACUACGCUCCCAACCGCAGCUGGGAAAUGAAAAUGCACAACACCACCAAUCCAGCACUCAGCCCAGCAAAUAAAUUCCUCGGAAGUGGAGAGACCAGAAUCGGCAGUAGAUACAAGAAGGUCAGAUUCGUGGAAUUCACCGACGACAGCUUCAAAAAUCCGAAAGUGCGUACGACUGAGGAAGAGCACCUUGCUGCACUAGGUAAAGUUUCCCUCUGGGUAAAUAAGCACAACACUUGGAAGAUGUAUAAACGUGAAGACACCCACAAAGUUGAUUGUCAAACGUAUCAAGGCGAGUGGAGAGGAGUUAUAUUACGUCAUGGUAACGUGCCGUGCCUCGUUGUCGAGCUGCGUGCAGGCCCGCUGCUGAAGGGGCAGGUCGGGGAACUCUUAGUGGUGGUGCUGUGGAACAGGGCUUCUCGUCCCUACUCCAUCCACUCACACGGAGUCAUCAGCGACGUUCCCGGGGGCCUCCCGCUCAAGCCAGGAGCAAGGAAAACGUACAGAUGGCAAAUCCCAGAUCGCUCCGGCCCUUCACAAGCUGACACGAACUGCAUCACCUGGAUAUACUAUUCUGCGGUGGACUUCGUCAGGGUGAGCGCUAAACAUCAGGAUGUCACAUCACGUGACCACACUUAUUCAAUAUGUUCACCACUCCGGAUUGUACGUUUGGAGUCUCACUUUGACCCGAACUCGGGGUUGGUGGGGCCACUGGUGGUGUGCCGCUCUGGGUUGCUUGACGACUCGGGCCACCGUAACGAUGUGGCCCACGAGUUUGCUCUCCUCUUUAUGGUCUACGAUGAGAACCUGUCCUGGUACCUGCGGGACAACAUCGACAACUUCACGGGGAAUCCCGGUGCUGUGGACGUCGCCGACAAGGACUUCCGUGAGAGCAAUCUCAUGCACAGCAUCAACGGCAUGACUUUCGGUAAUCUGAAUGGGCUCAACAUGGGGCUCAAGGAGCGCGUGGACUGGUACUUGAUGGGUCUGGGCGGAGAACUCGAUAUGCACACCAUUCACUUCCACGGGCAGACAUUCCGAUACAAGGUGGCGGGUAAGGACACGGUGUCAGACGUGUACGACGUGUUUGCGGGGACCUUCGUCACGGUGGAGAUGACGACGGACAACCCUGGCACGUGGCUCCUGCACUGCCACGUUCAUGACCACAUCGAGGCUGGCAUGGUGGCAUUUUUCCAGAUCAAGACCAAACCCUUAGUAACCGCGAACCCUACGGAGAAGACCGCAAUUGGACAACACUCCUCUGCCUCUUCUCACACCGGCUUAUAUUCCCUUGCGUUGAGCCAACUGUGCGUCAAACUCUUGGUGGCCAGUCACCUGCUACACAUUUACGUACACGAGUCGUCGUAGGGUUUCAAAGCAAAUUUGGAAAAUUUAUAUCAGAGAUAAAUAUCAACAUUUUCUCCCAUAAUGCUAGAUAAGGCUCAAUGAUCCGUCCCAAGUGGAAUUGUGUUGUAAUAUGUGCUGUAAUUGCAUAGUUAUUAUAAUGUGCAUGAUGUCAUGUAUGAAAACGGCGGAACGCAUCUGAGAUGGCGUACACUGAGGAGACAAAGCAGCGGCAAACGGCUCGUGUGUCGGUGCUGGGGGCUCGGUGAAACAUUCGUCCAGCAGUCGGCUGUUGAUGGCGGUAACUGUCACAGGAAGGAUGAGAUAAAGUAGCCUGUUGUGGUGCUGCUAUGUGUAGCGUACGGGACUCGAAUCAGUAAAUGUGCUUUCGCGGUGUUAUUGCUUUGGUCUUGGAGGUUUGCGUGCACCUAACGUAGAGUACCUGCGAAUUGUAUUUCGUGCAAGAGAGUGAAUUCCACGUGCUUGUGAUGGAACGUGAACGUGUACUCGGUCUUCUACGCGGGGGAGAGGCGUGUGAGUUUUGACGGAGUACUGAAGGUGCGCCCUGAAUUUGCGUUCACGUUUUUGUAUUUGCAGACAUUGUGAAUGUGCAAAGCCAAGUGCUGCUCUUCUUGUCUCACAAGGGAGCCUCUUGUGCAAAAAAACAUAAAACAUCUGACGAUAAAAAAUGUUUCGUUCAUAUUUUGUUUUAGAAACACACCGAAUGUCGUGGAAUGGCUUUUUGUUUAUUUACUUUCGCAGAGAUAAUCAUAAAGGCAUUUACGGAAAUAUGCAUUUACGAGCAGAAGAUAACUUGAAAACGACACGUACUGAAGCUGUAAUAAACCCCAGCUUGAAGCCGAUGUUUUGACAUA
This is a messenger RNA of Petromyzon marinus (sea lamprey), 4869 nucleotides long. The record is from RefSeq and is a predicted model, not a curated record. Lineage: Eukaryota; Metazoa; Chordata; Hyperoartia; Petromyzontiformes; Petromyzontidae.